Brassica oleracea var. oleracea is the source of this 2565-nucleotide messenger RNA. RefSeq names its product receptor-like serine/threonine-protein kinase SD1-6. The record is from RefSeq and is a predicted model, not a curated record. Gene Ontology annotation, biological process: protein phosphorylation; recognition of pollen. The transcript is spliced from 7 exons. Bases 1 to 2526 code for a protein of 841 amino acids. Gene Ontology annotation, molecular function: protein serine/threonine kinase activity; ATP binding; protein tyrosine kinase activity. Lineage: Eukaryota; Viridiplantae; Streptophyta; Magnoliopsida; Brassicales; Brassicaceae.
AUGAGAAGUAUGUCAAACUACGAUCGUUUGUACACUUUAGUCUUAAUUAUGUUACCUGCUUUAUCAAUCUCUACCAACACUCUGUCGUCCACAGAAUCUCUCACUGUCGGAAGCAACAAAACCAUCGUAUCUUCUGGCGAAACCUUCGAGCUUGGUUUCUUCAAUCUCCCCUCAAGCUCUCGUUGGUAUCUCGGGAUUUGGUACAAGAAGAUCCCUACGAGAACUUACGUGUGGGUUGCGAACAGAGACAACCCUCUCUCUAACUCCAACGGAACUCUCAGAAUCUCCGACAACAACCUCGUCAUGUUUGACCAAUCCGGAACAUCUGUUUGGUCAACCAAUCGGACCAGAGGAGACGCGGGAUCUCCACUGGUUGCGGAGCUCCUCGAUAACGGUAACUUCGUGCUCAGACACUUGAACAAUAGCGAUCAGGAUGUGUUCUUGUGGCAGAGUUUCGAUUUUCUGACGGAUACUCUACUCCCGGAGAUGAAGUUGGGUUGGGAUCGCAAAACCGGAUUGAACAGACACUUGAGAUCAUGGAGAAACCCAGAUGAUCCGUCGAGCGGAGACUUCUCGACGAAACUAGAAACCACCAGAGGAUUCCCUGAGUUUUACGCAUGGAACAGAGACGAGAUAAUCUACAGGAGUGGUCCGUGGAGUGGGAACCGGUUCGGAAGUGACGUACUCGACAUGAAACCGAUCGAUUACUUAGGUUUCAAUUUCACAGCGGAUAACGAACAGGUGACUUACUCGUACCGAAUCACCAAACCUGACGUUUACUCGAGAGUCAUCCUAAGCUCCGCGGGGUUAUUACAGCGGUUCACUUGGAUCGAGACGGAACAGAGUUGGAGACAGUUGUGGUAUUUACCAAGGGACCUAUGCGAUGACUACAGAGAGUGUGGUGAUUACGGUUACUGCGAUUUGAACACUUCGCCGGUUUGUAACUGUAUCCAAGGGUUUGAGACGAGGAAUAACCAAACAGCUGGUUGCGCGAGGAAGACGAGGCUGAGCUGUGGCGGUAAAGAUGGUUUUGUGCGGUUGAAGAAGAUGAAGUUGCCGGAUACUACGGUGACAGUUGUGGACAGUGGGGUUGGGUUGAAAGAAUGUGAAGAGAGGUGUUUGAAGGAUUGUAACUGCACGGCGUUCGCUAAUAUGGAUAUUCGUAACGGAGGAUCAGGUUGUGUGAUUUGGAAGGGUGAUAUUUUCGAUAUCCGAAACUUUCCUAAUGGAGGUCAGGAUCUCUACGUCAGACUAGCCGCUGCUGAUCUCGUGGACAAGAGAGGCAAGAGGGGAAAAAUCAUAGCUUUGAGUAUUGGAGUGACCAUUUUUCUUCUUUUAUGUUUCAUUAUCUUCCGGUUUUGGAAAAAGAAGCAGAAGCGAUCAAUAGCAAUUCAAACACCUAUUGUUGAUGAAGGGAGAAUCGAAGAUUCACUGAUGAAUGAACUGGCAAUAACAAGCAGGCGCUACAUAUCCAGAGAAAACAAAACUGAUGAUGAUCUAGAGCUUUCAUUGAUGGAGUUUGAAGUUGUUGCCUUGGCAACAAACAAUUUUUCUAACGCCAACAAGCUUGGAAGAGGUGGUUUCGGUACUGUUUACAAGGGAAGGUUACUUGAUGGGAAAGAAAUUGCGGUAAAAAGACUAUCCAAAAUGUCUUUACAAGGGACUGAUGAAUUCAAGAACGAGGUUAAACUAAUUGCGAGGCUUCAGCACAUAAACCUUGUCCGACUUAUUGGUUGUUGCAUCGAUAAGGGGGAGAAGAUGUUGAUCUAUGAGUACUUGGAGAAUCUAAGCCUUGAUUCUCAUAUCUUUGACAUAACCCGACGCUCUAACUUAAAUUGGCAAAUGAGAUUUGAUAUUACCAAUGGUAUUGCUAGAGGACUUGUAUAUCUUCACCGAGAUUCACGUUUUAUGAUUAUCCAUAGAGACUUGAAAGCAAGUAAUGUGUUGCUUGAUAAAAAUAUGACUCCGAAGAUCUCGGAUUUCGGAAUGGCCAGGAUCUUUGGAAGGGAUGAUGCUGAAGCUAAUACGAGGAAGGUGGUAGGAACUUACGGUUACAUGUCUCCAGAAUAUGCAAUGGACGGGAUAUUCUCGAUGAAGUCGGAUGUUUUCAGCUUUGGGGUUUUGCUCCUCGAGAUUAUAAGUGGCAAGAAAAAUAACGGAUUCUACAACUCAAACCAUGACCUUAAUCUCCUCGCCUUUGUGUGGAGGAAAUGGAAGGAAGGAAAAUGGCUAGAGAUCCUAGACCCGAUCAUCAUAGAUUCUUCAUCGUCAACGUGCCAGGCACAUGAAAUCUUAAGAUGCAUACAAAUUGGUCUCUUGUGUGUUCAAGAACGUGCUGAAGACAGGCCAGUGAUGGCUUCAGUAAUGGUGAUGAUUGGAAGCGAAACUAUGGCUAUUCCUGACCCUAAACGGCCGGGUUUUUGCGUUGGGAGAAAUCCUCUUGAGAUUGAUUCGUCGUCAAGUACACAGGGCAACGAUGAAUGUACAGUGAACCAAGUAACACUCUCGGUCAUUGACGCUCGAUAGUUUUGAGCAUUACCCACUCACUAUGUUUAUAUGCAUGUU